GUUAUCACAUCCGGGGGCUUCGGGUGACGUCGGGUCGCAACGGCGCUGCAUUGAGCCGAACACAACACAACACAACACAACACAACACAACCAACAACAACAACAACAACAACAACAACAACAGCACAACAACACAACAGGACGGACUGCGCAACGUUUCCACCGAAGAACGGCUCAUGACACCGUCGUAGAAGCGCGAGCUUGCGUUGCAACGAUGGAGAAACCUCCCUUCAGGCAGAACCAGAGCUGCGGAGACUGGGAGCUGAAAGAGAGGCUGGGCAUGGGAGGUUUUGCCCAUGUUUACCUCUACCAACAUCACGAAACGACUGAAAAACUAGCUGUGAAAAUGUGCCGUCUAGAGCUCACACCGAGGAAUAAGGACAGAUGGGGCAGAGAAAUCCAGAUCAUGAAAAAGUUAAAUCAUAUCAACGUUGUGACAGCCCGAGAUGUUCCAGAGGACAUUUUGAGCAUAGCCUUAAAUGAUCUUCCACUGUUGGCCAUGGAGUACUGCUCCAGGGGAGACCUGAGGAAGAUGCUGAGCAAACCUGAAAACUGCUGCGGUUUGAAAGAGAGUGAAGUGCUUUCAUUACUCAAUGAUGUCGGAUCUGGUAUCCAGUAUCUGCACGAAAACAAGAUCAUACACCGAGACCUUAAACCUGAAAACAUAGUGCUGCAGGAUAUCAACGGAAAGCUGGUUCACAAAAUCAUUGACUUGGGCUACGCUAAAGAUCUGGACCAGGGCAGUCUGUGCACCUCCUUCGUUGGCACGCUUCAGUACCUGGCUCCUGAACUGUUUGAGAACAAGCCAUACACUGUUACUGUGGACUACUGGAGCUUUGGCACCAUGGUGUUUGAAUGCAGCUGCGGUUUCCGUCCGUUCCUGCACAACCUUCAACCCGUGCAGUGGGCCAGCAAAGUGAGGAAUAAAGGUCCAAAAGACAUCAUGGCUGUAGAGGAACAGAACGGAGAAGUCAAGUUCUCCACACACCUCCCCUACCCCAACAAUCUCAGCAGGACGCUGUCGGAGCCGAUGGAGUCACUGCUCCAGCUGAUGCUGAAGUGGGAUCCUGUCCAGAGAGGAGGCAAAAUCAGCCCAGACACCAAGAAACCAAAGUGCUUUGAAGCGCUGGAGCAGAUACUGAGUAUGAAGGUGGUUCACAUCCUGAACAUGACCACGGCUCAGGUUCACUCUUUCCAGCUGACCACGGACGAAAGUCUCCACAGUCUGCAGAAACGCAUCGAGGCCGAAACCAAGAUCGAAGUGGUGAACCAGGAGCUGCUGCAGGAGACGGGAGUGUCCCUGGACCCCAGGAAGCCCGCUGCGCAGUGUGUCCUAGACGGAGUGAGAGGGUGGGAUAGCUACAUCGUCUACCUGUUUGACAAGAGCAUCAACACGUACUCUGGUCCCUUCAGUGCCAGACAACUGCCUGACAAAGUCAACACUAUAGUGCAAGAGGCCAAGAUACAGAUGCCCCUGGUUGUGUUGAAGAAGGUUUGGGGUGAAGCAGUGAGCUACAUCUGUGGCCUGAAGGAGGACUACAGCAGGCUGUUCCAAGGACAGAGGGCUGCUAUGUUGAGUCUCCUGCGCUACAACACCAACCUGACCAGGUGUAAGAACAGCAUGUUUGGCUUCUCUCAGCAGCUGAAGGCCAAGCUGGACUUCUUCAAGAGCAGCAUCCAGUACGACCUGGAAAAAUACAGCGAUCAGAUGCACUACGGCAUAUCCUCUGAAAAGAUGCUGAAAGCGUGGCAGGAGAACGAGGAAAGAGCUGCUGCGUUUGCACAGGUGGCAGAGGUGAGCCACUUGGACGAUGAGAUCAUGGCUCUGCACUCUGAGAUAGUGGAACUUCAGAGGAGCCCGUACGCUCGACGCCAAGGAGACAAAAUGGAGCAGCUAGAGGAAAAAGCGAUUGAGCUCUACAAGCAGCUGAAGAUGAAAUGCAAAACUCCUGACGUAGAUGUGAGCAGUGACAGCUCCGAGAUGGUGAAGGCCAUCAUUCAGACGGUCCAGAACCAAGACAAGGUCCUCAAGGAUCUGUACACCCACCUCAGUAAGAUCCUGAUCAGCAAACAGAAGAUCAUUGACUUGUUUCCACGAAUUGAGAAAACUUUGGAGAGUAUCAAGGAUGCAGACAACACAGUGAUGCAGAUGCAGAUAAAGAGACAAAGAGAGUUCUGGCAUUUACUGAAGAUCGCCUGUGCCCAAAACAUGUCAAGGAACUCGAUAGCAGCGAGUCCGGAGUCGUCCAACCUGCUGCAGGUUUCUCAGUGGUCGCAGUCGGCACAACCUGUCAGCUCCCCUCACCCCCUAACCUCCCUACCUGGGCCCAAUGACAGUGACGCUGCACCGCGUCUGCUGCAGGAGAACCAGAAGUACCUCAGUCAGCUGACCAGCCUGAUGCAGGAGGCUGCGGACGAACAGACCAAAAGCAUAGUGGACCAAGACUGGAGCUGGACGAAAUACGAAACUUUAACAACAAAAUUAAAAAAGAGAAAUGCGUGAGCGGCGUCCUGCGUCCUCCGUCCCCGCCCGUGCUCCGAGUAACACUACAGACUGUAAAGCAGAGUGGCGUCACACGUUGUACAGUUGUACAUGGACUCGGGAUAUUCUCUCCUGAUCUUCUCCGGGGGUGGGGGGACGGAGUUCACACAUGCUCAGUGGCGUCUGUCCACUCCCAUCGUCUCACAUGGUGGAAGGUUUGAUCAGUGAAUAUUGUUGUUUUAUAUGAGAAAACAACGAAGCUGUGUCACUCCACGUUUUCCUUUUUGCUGCACCGUAUUCAUCAUAAUAAAAAAAACAAAAACAGAUCAUUUCUACUGUUAUCGAGCAAACUGUAGCACCAGAUUUGGAAGGUUUGAGGUGGAUUCAUCACAUGGGAGAGUAUUGGACAGGAACAUGGGAACUAGUUCAAACUUGUGACAUACAAGGAAAACACAGGAAGUGGCCGGGGGUGGCGGUGGGAGGUGGGCGGUGGGCGGUGGGCGGUGGGCUCGUGGAGGAAAUUACAAUCAAGCAAACAGCACUUUGAUACUCCCAUGUAUCCUCUCUGUAGAGUUUUUGAUUCAGGCUGCCAAAACUGUCGCAAGAUUUACAGUCACAAGACAUAAACUGUUAUUAUCACGCAUAAUCAAUUUGAUAUGUUUUACUAUUCACAGUCUGGGGUUUAUAUUCUGUGUAAAUGUUAUGAUUUAAGUCUCUUUUUUUGUUUUUAAUAAUGUUAUAUAUCAUUGGCAGAAGUCGUAUGUCACAUUAUGUUAAUACAAUGUCUAUAAUGUACAUCUCUUUAAUUGUCUACAACAUACAAUGGGUUUUUUUUUUGUCUCAUUUAUGUGCACAUAAUGUUUCACUGGAUGGUUUUAUGCUGCGUUCAUGUCAUAUAGAGUUAAAACCAGUCAGUGAUAAACUUUCGAUGCAAAUCUAGUGCACAUUGUGAACUGCUAAAUACAUAGAAAAUAUAUUAUUUCUGCCAGUAGGGAGAAAUUACUGAAACAAACAGACCCAGUGAUGGGUGUGAAGAGUUGCUGCUUUUCUUUGUUUUCUAUGAACUUGAAUAUGUUUAGGUUUCAGACGACACAAGAUACACAAUUUAAAGUUAUAUAAAACAGAAGAAAGCAGCAAAUCGUUGCAUUUGAGAGGCUGUAAAGAAUAUUUGUCCUUUUUGUUUGAAAAAUCACUGAAACAACUAGUUAAUAAAACAGUUGACAGCCUUAUAAUCAAAGAAUCAAUUAUUCCUUUCAUCUCCAGCCAGAAACACGAGACUUUAUCGUCCAUCAGCUAUGACAUGAACGUGGCGUCAUACAUGGAGGCGUGACCCCGACUGGUUUCCAUAAAACAUCGUAGCACAGUCGGCGUCUUCAGUAAGCAGUAAAGGAAAUGGUUGAAUGUUUUGCAGUCGUACUGUCGGGUGGUAGCCAGAGAGAAAUUAACCUUCUGACUUGUAUUUAUGAAGUUAAGGUGCAAUGGAAAAAGAUUUUUUUUUUUUUGUAUUUAAGUAACUUGAUUUCCUUUCCAUGUGUUUCCAUCUGACGGUUUAAACUCGUCUCUGAAUGUUUAAUUUUUGGAAAUGUCCUUGUAUGAAGAUCAAAUGUUUGCCUGGUAAUUAAAUAAAAAUGACUUUGGCAUGA
Messenger RNA from Dicentrarchus labrax (European seabass), 4125 nucleotides. Its product is annotated as inhibitor of nuclear factor kappa-B kinase subunit alpha. Gene Ontology annotation, molecular function: ATP binding; IkappaB kinase activity. Lineage: Eukaryota; Metazoa; Chordata; Actinopteri; Moronidae. The transcript is spliced from 22 exons. The record is from RefSeq and is a predicted model, not a curated record. Gene Ontology annotation, cellular component: IkappaB kinase complex; cytoplasm. Gene Ontology annotation, biological process: positive regulation of transcription by RNA polymerase II; tumor necrosis factor-mediated signaling pathway; peptidyl-serine phosphorylation. The coding region runs from base 215 to 2503 and encodes 762 amino acids.